AUGGAUGCCUUGGGCGAUGGGAACCACACUUCAACGACAGGGUUCAUUUUAUUGGGCUUAACUAAUGACCCGAUCCUUCGAAUCAUUCUCUUCAUGAUCAUACUGUGUAUCUACCUGGUGACCAUAUCUGGCAAUCUCAGCGCGAUCAUUCUUAUCAGAAUCUCUUCUCAGCUCCAUCAUCCUAUGUAUUUUUUUCUGAGCCACUUGGCUUUGGCUGACAUAGGCUAUUCAUCAUCUGUCACACCCAAUAUGCUCGUAAACUUCCUGGUGGGAAGAAAUACCAUCUCCUAUUUUGGAUGUGCCACCCAGCUUGGUUCAGUUGUUUUCUUUGGGACAGCUGAGUUCUUCCUCCUGGCUGCCAUGGCAUAUGAUCGCUUUGUGGCAAUUUGCAGCCCACUGCUUUAUUCCACCAAAAUGUCCACAGAAGUUUGUGUCCAGUUACUUGUAGUGGCUUAUAUAGGUGGUUUUCUCAAUGCUUGCUCUUUUACUAUUUGCUUUUAUUCUUUAGUCUUUUGUGGACCAAAUCGAGUCAAUCAUUUUUUCUGUGAUUUUGCUCCUUUAGUUGAACUCUCCUGUUCUGAUAUCAGUAUUCCUGCAGUUGUCCCCUCAGUUACUGCUGGCUCCGUCACUGUAGCCACAGUGUUUGUCAUAGUCAUCUCCUACAUCUACAUCCUUAUCACAAUCCUGAAGAUGCGCUCCACCGAAGGGCGCCACAAGGCCUUCUCCACCUGUACCUCUCACCUCACAGUGGUCACUCUGUUCUAUGGGACCAUCACAUACAUUUAUGUGGUGCCCAAGUCCAGCUACUCAACUGACCAGAACAAGGUUGUGUCCGUGUUCUACAUGGUAGUGAUCCCCACGUUGAACCCCCUCAUCUACAGCCUCAGGAACAAUGAGAUUAAGGGGGCUCUGAAGAGAGAGCUUGCUAGAAAAAUAUUUUCUUAA
This is a messenger RNA of Equus caballus (horse), 945 nucleotides long. RefSeq names its product olfactory receptor family 5 subfamily P member 92 (gene OR5P92). NCBI's taxonomy places the organism in Eukaryota, Metazoa, Chordata, Mammalia, Perissodactyla, Equidae. Gene Ontology annotation, cellular component: membrane. Gene Ontology annotation, molecular function: G protein-coupled receptor activity; odorant binding; olfactory receptor activity. The record is from RefSeq and is a predicted model, not a curated record. Gene Ontology annotation, biological process: G protein-coupled receptor signaling pathway; sensory perception of smell.